Messenger RNA from Nannospalax galili (Upper Galilee mountains blind mole rat), 531 nucleotides. It is a transcript of the gene Coxfa4, whose product is annotated as NDUFA4 mitochondrial complex associated. NCBI's taxonomy places the organism in Eukaryota, Metazoa, Chordata, Mammalia, Rodentia, Spalacidae. The transcript has 4 exons. The record is from RefSeq and is a predicted model, not a curated record. The coding region runs from base 126 to 374 and encodes 82 amino acids.
GGGGUCCUUCAGGUAGGAGGUACUGGGUGACUUUGGACGUCCGCUCAGCCUGUUUGUGGAAGGUGCUCAGUGCGCUGUCCUAGGUUCGUUCCGGUGAGUCUUUGACGAAGGCCCCUGCAGCAAACAUGAUCCGCCAGAUCUUCGGUCAGGCCAAGAAGCAUCCAAGCUUGAUUCCCCUCUUCGUGUUUAUUGGAGCAGGAGGUACUGGAGCAGCUCUCUAUGUGCUCCGUCUGGCAAUGUUCAAUCCAGAUGUCAGUUGGGACAGGAAGAAUAACCCAGAGCCUUGGAAUAAACUGGGUCCCAAUGAGCAGUAUAAGUUCUACUCAGUGAAUGUGGACUACAGCAAACUGAAGAAAGAAGGUCCUGACUUCUAAGUCACGUAUUUCAUCAUAAAGCUGCUUAUAAUGAAGGUCUUUCAGAAGCCAUCCGCACAAUUUUCCACUUAACCAGGAAAUAUUCUCCUCUUAAAUGCAUGACUCAUGUUGAUUACUUGGAGUUUAUUACACUCAUCAAUAAAUCUCUGAAACUUGA